This is a messenger RNA of Hyla sarda, 4309 nucleotides long. RefSeq names its product GRIP1 associated protein 1 (gene GRIPAP1). The transcript has 28 exons. Bases 145 to 2694 code for a protein of 849 amino acids. Lineage: Eukaryota; Metazoa; Chordata; Amphibia; Anura; Hylidae. The record is from RefSeq and is a predicted model, not a curated record. Gene Ontology annotation, biological process: regulation of modification of synaptic structure; regulation of neurotransmitter receptor transport, endosome to postsynaptic membrane; regulation of recycling endosome localization within postsynapse. Gene Ontology annotation, cellular component: postsynaptic recycling endosome; extrinsic component of postsynaptic early endosome membrane; glutamatergic synapse.
UCUUUCUAUCCCAGCUGCUGCAUCCUCCUUGGUAGCGCCCAGUUCCUGUCUCUUGUCGGGUUCUCUCUAUGGUGGUGGCCGGACGAUACCAUUGAACAGGGAAGCGGGGGUGCAUUGCCGGUGUCCGCGGAGGGUGACAGGAAGAUGGCGCAGGCUCUGUCUGAGGACGAGUUCCAGCGGAUGCAGGCUCAGCUCCUGGAGCUCCGGACCCAGAACUACCAGCUGUCUGACAACCUGCGGAAAAACAACCAGGAUCUUACAUCUCUCCGCCAGAAACAUGGGUCACUGGAGAAGGAGUUUCAGAAGGCCCAGAAGGCCCUGAGCAAAAGCAAGAAAGCCCAGGAGGUGGAGGCGUUGUUGGGCGAGAAUGAAAUGCUCCAAGGAAAACUCCACAGUCAGGAGGAUGACUUCAGACUGCAGAACAGCACAUUGAUGCAGGAGCUGUCCAAGCUAUGUUCCCAAAUUGAGCAACUGGAAAUCGAAAACCGGCAGCUGAAGGAAGGUAAUCCAGCUCAGGACGGCGUCCCCGGGGCUGCAGAGGGCGAGCUGAGGAGACUUCAAGCCGAGAACACUGCACUACAGAGGACUAUUGGCUCUCUUCAAGAACGACAUGAUAAGGAAAUAGCAUCACUAAAAAACCAAGAACCACAGGCCAAUGGCCUCCGCACAGGACAGGUGAGCGAGGCCCAGGAUGGACAGGACCACAUGCAGCAGGACGGGGAGCAGUCUAGGAGCUGGGAGCUGGGGGAUGAUAAUCUGCAGAGUGUAACAUUAAAACUAGAAACACAGACGGAAGAGAACAGACUGAUAAGAGACAAAAUCAAUGCGUUACAGGCGGAGAUCUCCAAGCUUCAAGAAGAAAACACAAAGGUAUCAGAAAAGCUAAAAAAGAAACAUGACAGUUACCUGCGCCUCCAAACAGACAAGGAAGCCCUAUACAAUGAUAGCAGGACGAAAAUAGAGGAAAUCCAGCAGAGGAAAGAGGAAGAACUGAAAGCCUCAAUCUUACGGAACCAGAAGUUGCAGCAAGACCUGAAUGCAACUCAACAGACAUGUUCUGAUAUGAGGGAGCAGAUCCAGAGCCUGAAGCAAGACCAUGACAAGGCCCUGCACGGACUCCAGGAGCAGGUAGCGUGGCAAAGUGCGGAGAGCCAGGAGCAGGUUGACCAAAUUUUGUCAGAGAACGAUGCCCUGCGUACCAACCUAGCGGCCUUGGAGCAGAUUCAGACAUCUAGGACUCAGGAGCUCAGUUUAUUACGGGACCAAAGUGCAGCCCUGACGGCCGAACUUCAGCAACUGCAGAACGAGAAGGAAGCUCUGCUGGCCCAGAGAGAAGACCUGAAAACGCAGCUGCAGGAGUCCAGCCGCGCCAAUGGCCGACUUCUGGAGCAGCUUCAAGAACAGAAGCAGGAGGUUCAGCAGCUGCAGCAGGAUCUUGAUGAAGCACGAAAGAGUGCGGAUAAGAGGAAAGGUAUGCUGGAUGAGAUGGCCAUCGAAAUGCAGCAGGAGAAGGCCCGGCACAAAGAAGAGGUGGGAAAUAUUAAGCUCCAGCAUGAGAAGGAGGUACUGGGUAUAAGAGCCAAGUAUGAGAAGGAGCUGAGGGAGCUUCACGAAGAGAAGAACCGCGGAGAGGAAGAGCUGAGGGUUCAACUGAGAGAUGAGAAGGCUCGAUGCCGGGAGUUAGAAGGAUUGCAGCAGACAACAGAAGAACUCCGCUUACAGAUUCAGUCACUGGAAGGAACCAAAGGCUGGUUUGAGCGGCGACUAAAGGAAGCAGAAGAGACAAUUGAGAGGAAUCAGUUGCAGCAUGAAGAGAAUUUGGCCAAAGUACGAAAGGAACAUUCUGCUGAUCUGCAGGUUAAGGAUCAGGAGCUGGAGACACUGACGGAACAAAUAAAGGCUUCAGAGAAAGACAAGGAUGGUCUGAAUGAAACAAUAGAGCGACUAAAACAGGAUAUUAAGGAUGCAGCAGAUGGACAGAGAAUCCUGGAGAAGAAGGGCAGUUCAGCACUAAAGGACCUGAAAAGACAGCUGCACCUGGAGAGGAAGAGGGCGGAUAAACUGCAGGAACGUCUACAAGAGAUCCUGACAAAUAGUAAAACCCGGACAGGUUUGGAGGACUUGGUAUUAGCCGAAAUCAGCUCCCCCAGCCGAACGCAGACGGGCGACAGCAGCAGCGUCUCCUCCUUCAGCUACCGGGAGAUCAUGAAGGAGAACGCCACCACCAGCAGCAAUAAGUCUAACAAUGGCAGCCCCCAGUCCCAGCCACAGAGACCGGCCGAGCUGUCUGAUGAGGAGAUGUCCGACCUGUUCCUGAGACUCGCCGAAAUCCAGCAGGAAAAAUGGUUGCUGGAAGAAAAGGUUAAGCACUUAGAAGUGAGCAGCGCAUCCAUGGCUGAGGAUCUGUGCAGGAAGAGCGCCAUCAUCGAGGCCUACGUCAUGGACAGCCGGAUAGAUGUGUCAGCCAUCCACGGGCAGGUGGACCGCAGCAGCCUCGGCAGCGUCCUCCGAGAUCUGGUGAAACCGGGCGAUGAGAACCUGAGGGAGAUGAACAAGAAGCUGCAGAACAUGCUGGAGGAGCAGCUCACCAAGAACAUGCACCUGCAGAAGGACCUAGAAGCUCUGUCCCAGGAGAUUGUCCGACUAAGCAAGGAAUGUGUGCCCGGGAGCCCCCAGACCCCAUCCUCAAGCUGAAACCAGGACUGUGGCUUUACUCCCAUCAUCUCAAGCUUCCCACUAGUGCAGCCGCCCCCUGUGGACUAGAUGAACUGGAUGUUCCCCCCAUUUUUACGCCUUACGUUCCCCCCUAGACUUGUGCAUUCCAUGUGUGCGUUGGUUUUUAUCUUAGUUGCCUCCUUUGAACCUUUUCUUCUCUGGAUGUUGUGGGGUCACCAUGAAUCCACAUUAUACGGUAGGGACAGUUUGCACAAAUGUGACGUGAAUCAUGGGGAUGUAUGUAGGGGCACCUCUUACCCCUGAGUCAUGAUUUCCCUGCCCCACCUUAAUUUCCAGGUCUUAUGAAUUUUAUCUUAAUGCCUUCUACACCCUGCACCGAGCCGUCCAGCCGCAUCCUCUUCAUUUCCUGCCAUUGCACCUCACAUUCCCUCAAGCCAGAGCAUUGUUUCCCAACCUGCUUUGGAAAAGUACAACUCCUAGCAUUUGGCUGUCCGGGCAACAGCUGGAGGCACACUGGGAAAUACUGCUUCAGAGCUUUAAAGUAGAAGUCUCGUGGUGAAAAACUUAUCCCCUAUCCGCAGGGGGGUCUAACCACUGGGGGCCCCCACAAUCUCCUGUAUGGAGCCCCGGCUUUCCCCGGGAGCGUUGUGUCACGAUCUCCAUAUAGCUCUAUGGGAGAGACAAAGAUAGCUGAACGGUAUAUGGAGGGGGCGUGGCAGCCCCCGCUUCAUGUGGAGGUCGUGACGCACCACUCCCAGGGAGAGGGGGGCUCCAACGGUCGGAUCACCCGCAAUCUAAAAUGUAUCCCCUAUCCUGUGGAUAGGGGAUAAGUUUUUCACCACAAGGCUUCUCCUUUAAGGAAAUAUGUCACACUAAAAAUGCAGUCCAAUCUGUAGGUAUCAGGUUAUAGAGCAGGAGGAGCUGAGCAGAUGAUAUAUACAAUACAGUACAAUCUGCAGAUAUCAUGUUAUAGAGCAGGAGGAGCUGAGCAGAUGAUAUAUACAAUACAGUACAAUCUGCAGGUAUCAUGUUAUAGAUCAGGAAGAGCUGAGCAGAUGAUAUAUACAAUAUAGUACAAUCUGCAGGUAUCAUGUUAUAGAGCAGGAGGAGCUGAGCAGAUGAUAUAUACAAUACAGUACAAUCUGCAGGUAUCAUGUUAUAGAGCAGGAAGAGCUGAGCAGAUGAUACAUACAAUAUAGUACAAUCUGCAGGUAUCAUGUUAUAGAGAAGGAGGAGCUGAGCAGAUGAUAUAUACAAUACAGUACAAUCUGCAGGUAACGUUAUAGAGCAGGAGGAGCUGAGCAAAUGAUAUAUACAAUACAGCACAAUCUGCAGGUAUCAUGUUAUAGAGCAGGAGGAGCUGAGCAGAUGGUAUAUACAAUACAGUACAAUCUGCAGGUAUCAUGUUAUAGGCAGGAGGAGCUGAGCAGAUAUAUACAAUUCAGUACAAUCUGGAGGUGUCAUGUUAUAGAGGAGGAGGAGCUGAGCAGAAGAUAUAUAUACAAUACAGUACAAUCUGCAGGUGUCAUGUUAUAAAGGAGGAGGAGCUGAGCAGAAGAUAUAUAUACAAUACAGUACAAUCUGCAGGUAUCAUGUUAUAGAGCAGGAGGAGCUGAGCAGAUUAUAUAUAAAA